Molecule: messenger RNA, 1186 nt
Organism: Aspergillus eucalypticola CBS 122712
Lineage: Eukaryota; Fungi; Ascomycota; Eurotiomycetes; Eurotiales; Aspergillaceae
Product: phosphatase PAP2 family protein
Exons: 4
Coding region: 73-1026 (317 amino acids)
Biological process (GO): phospholipid metabolic process
Molecular function (GO): phosphatidate phosphatase activity
Source: RefSeq, a predicted model, not a curated record
CUUUAUCCAGCCGGGCGCUGACUCUUCGCUGGUGUCUCAUGAGCGCUGUAGAUACGAACUGAGCGCCACAAAAUGCCUCGCAGUGGACUUGCUGCUGGCUCAGCAAGCCCCCGCUCUCCAGUGAGAGAAGCAACUAGCACAAUGUCCCGCUUGUAUCAGCGCUCGUACCCGGUCGUCGACGCUGUCGCGCUGGCGUGCAUUGUAGCUGCCUGGAUACUGAUUCAGAUAUUUGCGACACCAUUUCAUCGCAUGUUCUCCCUCGAUAAUAAAAGUAUCCAGUAUCCCUUCGCUGUUGUGGAGAGAGUUCCCGUCGUUUGGUCUAUCAUUUAUGCUGGGGUCAUUCCGUUCCUUAUCCUCCUCGCCUGGGCAGCCGUGUUCCGUCCCUACCCUCACAAGGUCCAAGUGACCUUGUUGGGCUUUCUCAUCGCGCUUAUGCUAACGAGCCUUAUUACCGAUAUUAUCAAGAAUGCCGCUGGACGACCUCGCCCUGAUCUAAUUUCUCGCUGUCUACCAAGGAAAGGGACCCCCAAGGACUUGCUGGUCCCAUGGACGGUGUGUACUCAAACCAACGAGCACAUCCUCCAAGAAGGAUGGAGGAGUUUCCCCAGUGGCCACAGUAGCUUCUCAUUUGGUGGGCUCGGUUAUAUGUCACUGUUCCUUUCCGGUCAAAUGCACGUGUUCAGACCGAGGACCGACCUCUGUCGCUGCCUCGUAGCCUUUGCUCCGCUUCUCUGCGCUUUGUUAGUUGCUAUCUCUCGCCUGGACGACUACCGCCAUGAUGUAUAUGAUGUUACUUGUGGAUCGCUACUUGGGUUGAUGGUAGCCUAUUUCUCGUACCGACGCUAUUAUCCAGCCCUUCGGUCAGUAACCUGCGACUGCCCAUAUGGGAGAGACGAUAUCAUCGGACCAGAUGGAUUCUCCAAACUGCCUGGUGAUGAGGAACAGCAGCUUCCAGGCUCAGCAUCUGUUGCGCGUCAGUGGGAUGCUCGGGAGUCAUAUCAACUUGCAGAAUCUACAUCCUCUUAGGCGUAGAUGCCAUUUGCCACAUUUUCACCCAUCCUGUUUCUUUCUGUGAUACCCUAGAUUUUUGUGUUGUUAUGUACCGUUACUCUGGACACUCGCCCUUGUGGUAGAGAUUUUAUUGUAUUGUGCGCUCAAUGUUGUCAAUUUUGGAUAUUCAUUACUC